UGAAUGUGUGCUGCCAGGAAGUGGGGCAGCCCCAUCAGACUGCUGUCCUAAAUGUGCUGUCUGUGGCAGAGCUUUUCUGUCUUGUCUAUCUCUCUCGACUCUCUUCUUUCUGUCAUCUCUUUUCAUUUUCUAGUCUUGGAGUGAAAAUCAGACUGAUUCUUUGGGACUUAUUUGGGAUCCAGACACCCCCACCCAAAGUGGUCCAUCUCUGUGUGGGACCACAGUGUGCUGCAUUGUGACUUACUAGUAGCGGAUCCUGCCGUAACCACUGUCCACCCAUGCUCCGUGUAUUUAUUCUGUGCGCCCAGAAUGUGCUGACGCAUGAUGAGGACAUUAGUGAUGCCUACUGCACCGUCACUUAUGAAGGGACAAAAAAGAAGACCAAAGUCAUCAAAAAUAAUGUCAAUCCUGUGUGGAAUGAGGGCUUUGAGUGGGACUUAAAGGGUGUUCCUUUAGACUCUGCAGCAGAGCUUCAUGUUGUCGUCAAGGACCAUGAAAAAAUGGGCAGGAAUAGGUUUCUGGGGGAGUGUCGGGUAGCUCUUCGAGAUGUGCUCAACUCUCCCAACCUAGCUGCUACUUUCACUGUGUCCCUGGUGGACACCAAAAGGAACAGCACAGGGAUCCACGGGCGUGUGCUGUUGGAGGUCAUCACAAAGCUGUCUCAACAGGUGGAGCAAAAGGUUGAAGACUUACACCCUGAUGACCUGCUGGUGGUAGAGAAAUUCAUGCGGAAGAGGAAGUUCUCCCUGUUUGCUGCAUUCUACUCGGCCACUCAUCUUCAGGAUGUAGAUGAUGCUGUUCAGUUUGAAGUCAGUAUUGGCAACUAUGGCAACAAAUUUGACAACACCUGUCUACCUUUGGCCUCCACCACUCAGUUCAGCAGGGCCGUGUUUGAUGGCUGUCAUUACUACUACCUACCAUGGGGAAAUGUGAAACCUGUGGUGGUCUUGUCUUCAGAGUGGGAGGAUAUCAGUCUUCGCAUUGAGGCACUAAACAUGCUGCUCAGCAUAGUCGACCGAUUGGAGUCAAACCUUGAGCAGGUACAGCUGACACUCAAAGCAAGUAGUGAUGAACAGGAAGUGGAGCAGAAGGUUGUCCAGCUGCUUGAUGAUGUCAUAGCCGACUGCAGUGAGGAACUGCCUGUGUUGAAUAAAUGGCCCUGUGUGACUGCGCUGGAUAAAGCUCUGAGGAAUCUGCGCAAGAUUAACAUGCAGCAGAUAGUGCAGGCGGCAUUGGCGCUCAAACAUGGACCAGAGACCGAGCUGAGUGCAGUGCUGGAGCAGGCGGAGGACUGGACUCAGAGACUUUGCCACCUUUCUGAGGAGCCCCAGAACAGUCUGCCAGAUAUAAUAAUCUGGAUGCUUCAGGGAGACAGACGAGUGGCCUACCACAGAAUCCCUGCCCAUCAAGUUCUAUUUUCCCAUGGUUAUUGCGGAAAGCAUUGUGGCCAACUUCAGACGGUUUUCAUGAAGAAUCCACAGGAAGAUGGGGGAUAUAGUAAGAUCCCAGCUCAGCUCAGGGUCAAGGUGUGGCUCGGACUGACUGCUGACGUCAAAUCCUUUAACCAGUUUGCCGAGGGCAAACACUCUGUGUUUGCAGAAACGUAUGAAAACCAGACUAAAUUGGCUCUGGUGGGGAACUGGGGUACGACGGGUUUGACAUACCCCAAGUUCAGUGACGUGACUGGCAGAGUCAAACUCCCAAAAGAGUGCUUCAAACCCCCUCCAGGAUGGAGCUGGGCAGGAGACUGGUACGUCAGCCCAGAGAAAACAUUGCUGUAUGACGCUGAUGCAGGUCAUAUAAGCUUUUUGGAAGAGGUGUUUGAAAAUCAGAUGCGUUUGCCAGGAGGACAGUGGAUUGGCAUGUCGGAAGGGUACACAGAUGUGAAUGGAGAAAAGGCCGUGCCUAAAGAUGAGAUCGAGUGUCCCCCCGGCUGGGUGUGGGAGGAUAUUGAGUGGAGCGAGGAUCUGAAGCGUGCAGUGGAUGAUCAAGGGUGGGAAUAUGGAAUAACCCUCCCCCCAGACCGCCGCCCAAAGUCCUGGGUUCCAUCCGAGAAGAUGUACCACACCAACCGCCGGAGACGUUGGAUCCGACUCCGCCGUAGAGAUAUGCAGAAAAUGGAGGCUCUCAGAAAACAGCGUCCGGACGAGUCGGAGCGCGAGGGCUGGGAAUAUGCCUCUUUAUUUGGCUGGAAGUUUCACCUUAAGCAGAGGAAGACUGACUCCUUCCGUCGCCGGCGCUGGAGAUACCGUAUGGAGCCAUUAGAAAAGACGGGGCCGGCGGCCAUCUUUUCCUUGGAGUGUUCGCUGACCAGUGUUACUGAUGAAAAGAAUGAUGAUAAGUCAGUUACAACAACCUUUGGUGUCAACCGCCCGACCAUCUCCUGCUUCUUUGAUAAUGGGACCCUGUAUCAUUUGCGAUGUUACUUGUAUCAGGCCAGAGACCUGCUGGCAAUGGAUAAGGACAGUUUCUCAGAUCCCUAUGCCAUUGUGUCCUUCCUGCAUCAGAGCCAGAAGACAGUGACUGUUCGGAACACGCUCAAUCCCACCUGGGACCAGACCCUCAUAUUUUAUGAAGUGGAAAUAUUUGGAGACCAUCUCGUGACUGAGAGGAACCCUCCACACAUUGUGGUGGAACUGUACGAUCAGGACACCUAUGGUGCUGAUGAGUUUAUAGGCCGUUGUGUUUGCAAAUCAUCAGUGGUGUCUUCCCCUCGCCUCGCCUGGUAUCCCAUCCAGAAAGCUGGGAAGCCUGCUGGAGAACUGCUUGCUGCUUUCGAACUGAUCCGCAGAGAUAAACCUGCAGUUCAUCACAUCCCCGGUCAAGAGGGGGAUAUUAUACCACCCUCACAUAUCAUGGAUGAGCUUGUGAUUCCAGGGUUCCUCUCUGACAGUCAACAGCAAUGGCCAGAGGACUCUGAUUUGCCUUAUCCACCUCCACAGAGGGAACCUAAUGUCUACAUGGUGCCGCAGGGCAUAAAACCUGUCCUACAACGCACUGCUAUUGAGAUACUGGUGUGGGGUUUGCGUAACCUGAAGAGUUUCCAGUUGGCUAGUGUGACAUCUCCCAGUCUUCAGGUGGAAUGUGGAGGAUGUGUGGUUCAGUCAUGCGUCAUUCGAAAUGCUAAGAAAAACCUCAACUUUGAUGUCAACACCCUGUUCAUUGAUGUCCGACUGCCCAAGGAAGAGCUCUACAUGCCCCCAUUGGUGAUCAAGGUUAUAGACAACCGUCAGUUUGGCAGGAAGCCUGUAGUGGGCCAGUGCACAGUCCACUCGCUCAAUGAGUUCUGCUGUCAGCCAGAGAGCCUGGACAGAGACCCUACGGAAGAAGAAUUUGAGGCAAUUGCUCACACCCCUAGAGAUGACUUCCUGGUUGAUAUUGAUGAUAAGGAGCCUCUCAUUCCUGGACAGGCAGACUGCACCAACUCUGCCAUUAUUAACAUCUCGCCUUCUCAGUCCAGCCUCCUUCAGGAUGAAUUUAUGGACUGGUGGAGCAAGUUUUAUGCCUCCACGGGUGAGAGAAACAAGUGUGGCAGUUAUCUAGAGAAGGGCUUCGAUACGCUGCAGGUGUAUGACAGGGAACUGGAGAAGGUUGAAGGCUUCGAGCAGUUGGCUGAUUUCUGUCAAACGUUUAAACUUCACCGUGGAAGAGUCCAGAAUGAGAGUGAAGACCCUUCUGUUGUUGGAGAGUUCAAGGGCUCAUUUAAGAUCUAUCCAUUGCCUGACGAUCCCUCAAUGCCCGUACCCCCACGCCAGUUCCGCAAACUUCCCCCAAACGGUAUAGAAGAGUGCCUGGUACGUGUCUAUAUCAUCCAGGCCUAUGGCUUACAGCCCAAAGAUGCCAAUGGCAAGUGUGACCCCUAUGUUAAGAUCACACUUGGCAAGAAAUCAGUCGAUGACCACGACAAUUACAUACCCUGUACUUUGGACCCUGUCUUUGGAAAGAUGUUUGAGCUGACUUGCUCUCUGCCUCUUGAGAAGGACCUAAAGAUCACGCUGUAUGAUUAUGACAUGGUCACUAAAGAUGAGAAAAUUGGAGAGACUGUCAUUGAUUUGGAGAAUCGCUUCUUGUCGUGUCAUGGUGCUCGCUGCAGCCUGCCACAGUCCUACUGUUUGUCUGGAGUUAACCAGUGGCGAGAUCAGCUGAAACCAUCCCAGUUACUUCAUCGUCUGUGCGAGAAGCAAAACUACAAACUGCCAGUCUACAAGCAGGAUAGAAUCUACUUCAGAGGACAGGAGUACACAGUUGCAGACCUUGAUGAAGGAAAACCUCUUAACGCUCACCUGGGACCAGUGAUGGAGCGUCUAGCUCUGUUGGUGUUGAAGAGGCAGUAUCUGGUGCCUGAACAUGUAGAGACGCGACCCCUCUACAGCCCUCUACAGCCAGAUAUAGAACAGGGGCGCAUGCAGAUGUGGGUGGACAUUUUCCCGAAAUCUUUAGGCCCACCAGGACCUCCAUUCAACAUCACGCCACGCAAAGCUAAAAAGUUCUUCCUGCGCUGUGUUAUAUGGAACACAAGAGAUGUUAUCUUGGAUGAUGUCAGUGUUACUGGGGAGAAGAUGAGUGACAUUUAUGUGAAAGGCUGGAUGCACGGCCACGAAGAGAACAAGCAGAAAACAGAUGUGCACUAUCGAUCACUGGGUGGUGAGGGCAACUUUAACUGGCGUUUCUUCUUCCCCUUCCACUAUUUACCUGCAGAACAGCUCUGCACCAUUGAUAAGAAGGAGCAUUUUUGGAGUCUGGAUAAAGUUGAAACAAAACUUCCUCCUAAACUUACUAUCCAGAUCUGGGACAACGACAAGUUCUCCUUUGAUGAUUUCCUUGGCUCUUUGGAAAUGGAUCUGAACCAUAUGCUGAGUCCAGCAAAGUCUCCAGAGAAGUGUGGUCUUGAGAUGCUCUCUCAGUCCCAGGACAAACUGGUGUCUUUGUUUGAGCAGAAGACAGUAAAAGGCUGGUGGCCUUGCAUGUGUGACAGAGAAAAUGAAAAGAUACUUGCAGGAAAGGUGGAAAUGUCACUGGAAAUCGUCUCUGAGCAGGAGCAGGAUGAGAGGCCUGCAGGACUCGGCAGAGAUGAGCCCAACAUGAAUCCCCAUCUAGAUGAGCCACAGCGUCCUGAGACCUCAUUCUUAUGGUUCUCAUCCCCAUAUAAGACGUUUAAGUUCAUUGUGUGGAGGAGGUUUAAGUGGCUUAUUCUGGGCUUCUUUGUGCUCUUUUUCAUUUUUCUCUUCCUUGGAGUCUUUCUCUAUGCCUUCCCUAACUAUGCUGCUAUGAAGAUGGUUGGACCCUUCAGUGGAGUGGGAAAAGGAACACAGUGAGACAGAAAAAGAUAGAAAAAAGGACAUAAACCCUCACAUCCAUUACCAACCACAUCAAAACUCCAUCACACAUCUCUGUCCAUCCUACUGGAGACAUCUGCGUCGCUUGUGCACAUGUCCUUGUGUCUUACGAGCCAAGAGAAAACUGAAGACAGCCUGAGAGUAUUUGAAGUCUUUAUAUGUGCGUUAGCCUGUUCUAGCCCUAUAUGCAUGAACGUUGCAUAACAUCUGUGUGUUUGUACAUGUAUUACACACCAAGCUCCCUGCCCUGUAUCUGCCCCAGUCCUGAACUCUCUCAGUAUUCUCUUUAACUCCCACUUACACUUUCAUCUCCCUGCCCGUUUAAUCCUUUUUCAUGUCUCCUGUAAAACUGGGUUCUUUCUUCACAGCCAGAUGCUUCUUUCUUCUUCCUUCAUGCGGAGAGAGGGAGACAGAGCCGUGUCCCACCACCUCCCAUCCAUUCGUUCCUCUCCUUUCAACAGCGCUGGCUCUUUAGGUUAAACCCUGAUUUGUACCGUUAGGCUGUAAGAUCCGAGACAGGCUGGUUAUUAGCUGAGCCCCCGCUGUCAGCAAGCCCACCUCUCUGAUUACUAUCACACUCUGUUAUUUUGCUUUAGCGAAAUCCCCUCUAAAUGGAUUCAGGGUCAACUGUGGGUUGGCAACAUGUGUGUGUGUGGAAUGUGGGCUGUGAAUGAGAAUGAGAGAUAAAAGACUUGUUUAUUUGUGUAAAUGUUACACUCACGUCCCGGGUGCCUUUGUGCCUUUUUGCAUUUGACUCUGUAAAGCAUGAAAAUGAGCAGGCGCAUCUGGAAGAAUUUGCCAGACUUCUAAACAUGCCUGUGAAAGAGCUGUUACAUGAUAAAAUACACAAAUUACUUGUUUUCUCUCCAUGACCAGGUCAUGAGCUCCUCUUCUACCAAGUGAGUAUAAACUAUGGUGGAGUCACAUUUAGUGAAACUGGAAUCUCAAAACUUGGAGCAUCUGUUUAGUCAAUUCUGCAUGCUCACAUUACAUUUAUCUGAUGGAGCUUCUCUAUGAACAGAAAAUGUCAAGAGAUCUGGGUUAAUCUGAAAUAAUCUGCAGGAUGUCCAAAAGUGUUUACAUUUUAUUUUAAAAAAUGAGGGCAAAAGUAGUGAAGAAGGGAUUUGAUGUUUCCAUCAAGUAACUGAUUUGACAGUAAAAAGGAUGAAUUGCUAUCUCUGUUACAGAAAGAAAAAUGAGCGAUUAUGUUUAUUUUUUUCAUUGUAGCUAUUUUCUGCACAUCAUGGAUCUACAAUAUCACUGAUUUAUGAAAGGAAAGUGAAUGAGAAAACAUUAACUAAAAAAGCUUUGCCUUAGCGUUCUCUUGCCAAAUAUUGUACAGUAUAUAGCUGAAUAACUGCAUUUAUGCAAAACACAAAUCCCCAUGCUGCGCGUCUAUGAAUAGUUGUCAUUCAUAUACAACUUUUGCCAUACAUUUCUUAAUUUGACAGUCAAAAUGGAUAUUUCUGUUAUUGACCUUCCGAAUGGCUUUUUGCAGUCUACUGUAAAGAUGCACAUCGUCUUAUUGCCUUAAAGCUUCUGCUGUCAUCGCUGAUUAAUUCACUGUUGAAAUCGACUGUAUUUGUAUCUCACUGUAAUAUGCUUUGGUCAAAUAUAUACCUAUCUAU
Sinocyclocheilus grahami is the source of this 6964-nucleotide messenger RNA. Its product is annotated as dysferlin-like. Gene Ontology annotation, cellular component: cytoplasmic vesicle; T-tubule; membrane. The record is from RefSeq and is a predicted model, not a curated record. The transcript has 44 exons. Bases 279 to 5315 code for a protein of 1678 amino acids. Gene Ontology annotation, biological process: plasma membrane repair; macrophage activation involved in immune response; monocyte activation involved in immune response. Lineage: Eukaryota; Metazoa; Chordata; Actinopteri; Cypriniformes; Cyprinidae.